This is a messenger RNA of Musa acuminata subsp. malaccensis (wild Malaysian banana), 773 nucleotides long. RefSeq lists its product as uncharacterized. Lineage: Eukaryota; Viridiplantae; Streptophyta; Magnoliopsida; Zingiberales; Musaceae. The record is from RefSeq and is a predicted model, not a curated record.
CGAACGCCAAAGAGGGAGUAAAAAUAACACUUCCCCGUCCCAAGCGCAUCUCUUCUCUUGUCAGCCGAUGGAGGAGACGCCGCCAUCUUCCAACAUCCUCGCCAGAUCCCCGGCGGAGCCCCGUGCCACACGCCACCGUGUCCGGACCCGGACCAGGACCAGGACCAGUUCCCUCUCCGGCUCCGCUUCCUCCCUGUCCUCCUCUUCCGCCGCCACCUCCCCCUCCGCAUCCCCCUCCCCCCGCUCCUCCUCCGUCCCAUUCUCCUGGGAGCAGCGCCCGGGCAUCCCCAAAGCGCCCCCACUCCCCCCCGCCCCCGCCGCCGCCGACACCGACGCCCACCUUCUCCUCCCCCUCCCUCCCCCGGCCCGGUCCCAGUCCGACCUCUCCACCCCGCGCAAGAAGCGCCCCUCGCCGCGGGCCCCCGCCUCCCCGGACCCGUUCGCGGCCGCCCUCGCCCUGUGCGCCAAGAGCCUUCCCGACGUCGGCGACGAGAUGGAGGAGCUCUGGGGGGCCACCGACGCCCCGCGCAGGGUGGCGUCCAUGACCGAUCGCUUCCGGCUCUUCGACUUGUACGGCUCCUGCAAGGCCACGUGCUCCGUCGUGGAGGCGACGGUGCGUCUCCCCCGGGCUCGCUCCUUCGGUUCGCUCGCCCGCCGGCCCGGUUCAACCACCAUCGCCGGUUCGAGAUUGGCAUACAAACACGUCCCAAAUUAGACGCCGAAUAAUACUGUUAUUUGUCGUGUGUAUUAAUUUAGUCGCCCUGCUUGUCGUC